AUGGCACCUAUCAACGAUACAACGCCUUUCACUGUCGAGGCGGAUCCCGGCACUGACAUCUGGAGAAAGCCCGGUCAUAACGCAUGGAACAUCCCAACCGUUCACACCAGCUCCGGGUCUCUCAGGAACUUCCUGUCUGUUCGCGUCACAUUUUCGGCUCCCUGGGCUCACUCAUACGACCAAUCUGGCGUGCUUCUUGUGCCGCGACUAGCCUCAGACGCGGCAUCUCCCAAUAGUAAAUGGAUCAAGACAGGGAUCGAGCUGUACGAUGGCCAGCCACACCUCAGCACAGUCACCUGCGACCGUUAUGCCGACUGGGGCCUCUACCCGUUGACCUUGAGCGACGAGGAGGACGAGAAAAGCGUCACCAUAGAGGUAUUCCGAGACGGAGGCGCCCAAGGCAAGAACGCUUGGGUACACCACCUCUUACUGGACAAGGACGGAAAUAUCAAGAAGAGAAUCCCGCUGAGGAAGAUUUGUUGGAUAUUUGCGGACGAGAAUGAGGGCGACUGGGUCUUGGAUGUCAGCCCGUUAGCUGCGAGACCGGACAAGGACGCCAAGGAUGGACUAAAAGUCGAGUUUACCGAGUUCAAGGUGCAGUGGAGUCAGUAG
This is a messenger RNA of Colletotrichum orchidophilum, 612 nucleotides long. RefSeq lists its product as uncharacterized. Bases 1 to 612 code for a protein of 203 amino acids. The record is from RefSeq and is a predicted model, not a curated record. NCBI's taxonomy places the organism in Eukaryota, Fungi, Ascomycota, Sordariomycetes, Glomerellales, Glomerellaceae. The transcript has 2 exons.